Messenger RNA from Alexandromys fortis (reed vole), 2364 nucleotides. RefSeq names its product EI24 autophagy associated transmembrane protein (gene Ei24). The record is from RefSeq and is a predicted model, not a curated record. The transcript has 12 exons. Gene Ontology annotation, biological process: macroautophagy. Gene Ontology annotation, cellular component: endoplasmic reticulum. NCBI's taxonomy places the organism in Eukaryota, Metazoa, Chordata, Mammalia, Rodentia, Cricetidae. The coding region runs from base 376 to 1398 and encodes 340 amino acids.
CCCGACUUCCCAGCUGCCCCGUGUAGCCCGGGCAUGCCCAGUGUGGGCGCAGCCCCGGCUCUGGGAGCGCCGGGGCGGAGCGGGCUGCCGGGCGCGGAGCAGGCGGAUCGAGCCUCGGUGGGCGAGAGCCCGGGCCGGAGCCGCCGCGGCAGGGCUGCGGGACUUUGAACCCGUGAGCCUGCCUUCCCCUGCCAAGUAGCUGGGAUUAUAGGACUACAUUAUCAGGCCUGUCUCGCGGUUUUUAAAAUUUUUCUUUGGUGUUGGGAAUUGAACAUGCCAUGCAAGUUCACUAUCACCGAGUUACACGGCCUUCCAUGAUGAGAGAUUUGGGGGUACUUCCCUAUCUGUGUAAUUGACAGUCUGGGCAACGAAGAGAUGGCUGACAGCGUCAAAACCUUUCUGCAGGACCUUGGCAGGGGAAUCAAAGACUCCAUCUGGGGCAUCUGUACCAUCUCAAAACUAGAUGCUCGGAUCCAGCAGAAGAGAGAGGAACAGCGUCGAAGAAGGGCAGCUAGUGUCUUGGCCCAGAGGAGAGCCCAGAGUGUAGAGCGGAAGCAAGAGAGUGAGCCACGUAUUGUUAGUAGAAUUUUCCAGUGUUGUGCUUGGAAUGGCGGAGUUUUCUGGUUCAGUCUCCUCUUGUUUUACCGAGUGUUUAUUCCUGUGCUUCAAUCAGUAACAGCCCGGAUUAUCGGUGAUCCAUCACUGCAUGGAGAUGUUUGGUCAUGGCUGGAAUUCUUUCUGACAUCAAUUUUCAGUGCUCUUUGGGUGCUUCCCCUGUUUGUGCUUAGCAAAGUUGUGAAUGCCAUUUGGUUCCAAGAUAUAGCUGACCUGGCAUUUGAGGUAUCAGGGAGGAAACCUCACCCAUUCCCCAGUGUCAGCAAAAUAAUUGCUGACAUGCUCUUCAACCUUUUGCUGCAGGCGCUCUUCCUUAUUCAGGGGAUGUUUGUGAGUCUCUUCCCCAUCCAUCUUGUGGGUCAGCUGGUUAGUCUGCUGCACAUGUCUCUUCUCUACUCACUGUACUGCUUUGAGUACCGUUGGUUCAAUAAAGGAAUUGAAAUGCACCAGCGAUUGUCAAAUAUAGAAAGGAAUUGGCCUUACUACUUUGGAUUUGGCUUGCCCUUGGCUUUUCUCACAGCAAUGCAAUCCUCCUAUAUUAUCAGUGGCUGUCUCUUCUCUAUCCUGUUUCCUUUAUUCAUUAUCAGCGCCAAUGAAGCAAAGACUCCUGGAAAAGCAUAUCUUUUCCAGUUGCGCCUCUUCUCCUUGGUGGUGUUUUUAAGCAACCGACUUUUCCACAAGACAGUCUACCUGCAGUCAGCCCUGAGCAGCUCCUCCUCUGCAGAGAAGCUCCCUUCUCCACAUCCUUCUCCUGCCAGACUGAAAGCUGCUGCAGGCCACUGAGUCCUGCUGUCCAAAGAGGAUGGGUGGGAUUGGGUGGAGGAUGUGGCAGCUCUUUACUCUGUUUUCCACCCCCUGCCAUGGAAGGCAGGACCCACUGCCAAGGGCCCUCUGCAUAUUUCCUUCUCUUUGAAUUGGAAUUUUUGUCUCCGGUACACAUAAGGCAGAAUCUUCCUGAAUCCAGUAUGUGGAUUUUUUUUUUUAACCACCACCCUAGUCUGAAAGGGCCAGAGUUCCAGCAUUUGCCAGCUCCUGUGCCUGGACUGAUUGACUACAUUUUUCAUUUCCCUGUGUAAUUUACCCUCCCACUUCUUGCUGCCUUCCAGCACCCCUGGAUGAAUGGGCUUUGUAAUUUUAACUGUUGUAUUUUGUGUAUUUGUUGUUACUGUUUUCUGUGCAGCACAUACAUUGGAUGUGGGAGGUGAAGGAGCAUUCCAAUUGCCCCAGGUCACUCCCUCUAUAGCCACCACUGUCUUGUUUUCUUGUAACUCAGGUUAGGUUUUGGUGUCUCUUGCUCUGCUGCAGAAAAAGAAAGGAAGGAAAAAAAAGACCCUGAAGAGAUGGGACAGAUAGACCUCAGCCAAACUGGCUGCGUUUUGAGGAGUUAUUUUCUUUCUUCCCCUUGAAGGGGAAACAGCCUUUUCACUAGUACAACUUAAGUUCCCCAGUUAUGGGGUGGUACCAGUUCUGGACAAGUGCCACUGCAUCAGAAUGCUCAGAGGAUCUGAAAUUCUUAACCCUGAAGAUGAAAUUUUCUGUUGGCCACUGCCAGGUCUCAUUGGUGUUUUAAGGAAUAUUGGGUGCUUCAUAUAGGAAUUGAAGGGGUAAACUUAUUAAACCCAUUCAACCUGUGAUUGGUGAUGUUUUCCUGUCAUUUUAAGAGUCUAAAUAAGGGGUGGGAGGGCAGAUGUAAAAAACUUGUACAAUUUUAAAAUAUCACAAUUAAACGUGAGCUCAUUUCCCAUAAAA